GUUAGAUUCGCUUGGUAGCUAGUCAGUAAGCUAACAUGUGAGCAGUUAUGUCUGUAGGAAUGACAGGUACGUCACUUUACACAUGACAAUAAAUAAUUAGCCUUCCCUGGAAAGAAAUAUUUGUAAUGUUAACACUAUUUACAUAAGGUAUUAACAUUUCCGUGUUUUACAAACAGGCUAACAUUGAAGUUAAAGUUUAGCAUGUCCUCUGACAGCCUCUGUCAGCACUACAAGCUUCAGUAAGUUAACACUGGACAUCAACAAGACAGCAUAUUCGAUACAUAAUGUCUGCGUGUAAGAGGCUGCUUUACUUUGUAAAGCACCGGAGCUUAUGGACGCACGUUCGGAGGAAUGUCACAACAUGGUCUCCUGUUGGAGCUGCCUUCAAUGCCAGACCUCACAGGAGACUGAACGUCUUCGAGAAAAACGUGGGUUUGUUUGGGGUGCCAGAGCUGAGCUGUCCUGCAGGUUUCCAGGUGGUCACAGAUGCAGCUCUGAAGAACACAGAGCGUCUGGUGGAAACAGCUUGUUCUUGUCCUCCGGGGGUUGAGACAGUAGAGACUUUUGACCAGCUCUCAGAUGGUUUGUGUAAAGUGGCUGAUCUGGCAGAUUUUGUUAAAGUAGCACAUCCAGAUCCAGCAUUUCGCGAGGCUGCAGAGAAGACGUGCAUAGAGAUUGGCACAGUUGUGGAGAAGCUAAACACUAAUGUUGAACUAUGCAAGAGCCUAAAAAUAUUGCUUGACAACCCGGACGUUGUGGCUCAGCUGGACCCUGAUACAAGACGAGUGGCAGAGUUGUUCAUGUUCGACUUUGAAAUCAGUGGAAUUCAUCUCGAUGACAAACUGAGGAAGGAGGCAGUCGCCCUUCACGUGAAGCUGUUGGAUCUAAACAACGAGUUCCUGGUUGGCUCUCACCUGCCUAACAGAAUUGCGAGGUCUGCCAUUCCUGAGCAUCUACACGUACACUUUGCAAGUGAAGGAAGCUUCAUACAAGUUGGGGGAUUACAUGCAGACUCCCCUGAUGAUUUGGUGCGAGAAAUUGCCUACAGAGUUUACCUUUACCCAAAUUCAGAUAUAAUGGAGUGUCUGGAAGAGCUGCUGAAAUGCAGAUUCAAACUGGCCAAACUGGUAGGCUACGACUCCUACGGACACAGAGCCCUGAAGGGAACAAUGGCCAAAACACCAGAGACGGUGAUGAGCUUUCUUCAGCUGCUAACAGACAAACUGUCCGACAGAACAGCCAAAGACUUUACGAUGAUGAGGAACAUGAGGAAAAAACUCAACCCGCGUAAUUCUGAGCUCAUGCCAUGGGAUCAUCCGUACCUCAGUGGUGUCCUGCGUGCUGAAAGGUACAACAUCGAGCCCAGUCUGUACAGUCCAUAUUUGUCUCUGGGCGCCUGUAUGGAGGGUUUGAACAACUUGUUCUCUCAGCUAUACGGUGUGUGUCUCAUGUCCGAACACCCCAGUGCUGGAGAGGUGUGGAGCGAGGAUGUCCGCAAACUGGCUGUGGUACAUGAGACGGAGGGAUUACUGGGAUAUAUCUACUGUGACUUUUUCCACCGACAGGAUAAACCUCAUCAGGACUGUCACUUCACCAUCCGUGGUGGCCGCUGGUGCCAGGAAACGGGUCAGUACCAGCUUCCUGUUGUGGUGCUGAUGCUGAGUCUGCCCCACCCGACCAAGAACGCCCCCACCCUGCUGACGCCGGGCAUGAUGGAGAACCUCUUCCAUGAGAUGGGACAUGCCAUGCACUCUAUGUUAGGACGUACUCGCUACCAGCAUGUGACAGGAACCAGAUGUGCGACUGACUUCGCUGAAGUCCCGUCCAUCCUCAUGGAGUACUUUGCCACGGAUUAUAGAGUCAUCAGCCAGUUUGCACGCCAUUAUGAAACAGGACAGCCUCUGCCUGAGAGUAUGGUGUCCCGCCUGUCUGAGUCGAAGAAGGUGUGUGGAGCAGCAGACACCCAGCUGCAGAUCUUCUACGCUGUCUUGGACCAGAUCUACCACAGCAAACCUCAGAACCGCUCCACCACAGACAUCCUGAAGGAAAUGCAGCAGAAAUACUACGGCUUGCCUUACACGCCCAACACGGCAUGGCAGCUGAGAUUCGGCCACCUGAUUGGCUACGGGGCCAAAUACUACUCCUACCUCAUGUCCCGGGCUGUGGCCUCCAUGGUGUGGAAACAGUGCUUCGUUCAGGAUCCUUUAAACAGGGACAUGGGUGAGCGUUACCGUCGGGAGAUGCUGGCCCACGGAGGAGCCAAGGAGCCCAUGCUCAUGGUGGAAGGGAUGCUGCAGAGACGGCCAACCAUAGAGGACUUUGUUGAUGCGCUCGUGUCAGAGCUCAACCCAAAUUUUGAGACCUUCAUCAUGGACUCUGAAAGCUGAAAGAUGCCUGUGGCACCAUGGAAACAGACUUGAACCCGCACAAGGCAACGAGACAAUACACUAAUGAUGCAUGGGCCAAGAGGUGAAAGACGUGGCAUCAGGGUGCACGCUCUUACUAAGUAUCUUUACUUUUUCUAGAAAUGAUAUAUUGCUGGUUGCUCUUGAAGUUACAUUGACUUAUUUUUUUAUAUAUUUGGCUAAUUCUGCUGUAAUUUAAGGAUAAAAUGGAAAGAAAAGAAGACUUUCCACCAGCUGCUAAAAGCUCCUGAUUAUCUCUGAAUAUUGAUUUUUCCAGAUUAUGGUGAAUUUUGUCCCAUUCAUAGACACUUUCCCAAUGCUCUAGAUUCCCGUUGUGUCAUCAUUAAUGGUAUUCUAACAGGUUAAACAGAUACUUGAGCCGUGCAAGAUACCGUUGGUUCAACAUCAUAAAACAAUUUUGAGUUUAUACGUAUGCUUUUUCACCUUUUUUGUUGCACUGAUUGUUGUUAAAAAAACAGAAAAUGUCCUCUGUAAUGUAACAUACUCAUAUAAAUGUCACCAAGUUCCUAUUUA
Messenger RNA from Epinephelus lanceolatus (giant grouper), 2939 nucleotides. Its product is annotated as mitochondrial intermediate peptidase-like. NCBI's taxonomy places the organism in Eukaryota, Metazoa, Chordata, Actinopteri, Perciformes, Serranidae. Gene Ontology annotation, biological process: peptide metabolic process. Gene Ontology annotation, molecular function: metalloendopeptidase activity. Gene Ontology annotation, cellular component: mitochondrion. The record is from RefSeq and is a predicted model, not a curated record.